Molecule: messenger RNA, 2538 nt
Organism: Eimeria acervulina
Lineage: Eukaryota; Apicomplexa; Conoidasida; Eucoccidiorida; Eimeriidae
Exons: 8
Coding region: 1-2538 (845 amino acids)
Source: RefSeq, a predicted model, not a curated record
AUGGGGGACACUGCCCCGCUGCAGUUGCUGGGAAGGUCGCGAGCAGAGCGGCUGCUUGAUGGGGUGUAUGCGCGGCAGCGUUUGCUGCUGCGGAAGCGGAGGCUGCAGCAGCGGCAGCAGCAGCAGCAGCAGAUUCUGCUGCCUGAAGAACGAGAGGCGCGGCGGCGUCUGCUGAUUAAGCAUCCACCGUCAGCAGCAGAGCAGCAGCAGCAGCAGCAGAAGCAGAAGCAGCAGCAGCGCGCUGCUGCAGCAGCAGCAGCAGCAGCAAAAGGCGGAGUGUCUUUAGAAGCAGCACUUCAAGACCUAAUAAAUAAGCAUUUUCAUAAUAAAGCAAAGUUUGCUAAGGCAGUGCUGCUGCUGCAGCAGAUGUGGGGUGUCUACUUCAGCAGCAGCAGCAGCAGACAGUUCUUUGGGGCUCUUGUUGCUGCUGCUUCAACUGAUUUCUGUUAUAAUGAUGACAAAGGUAGGCAAGCUAUCUCCUCUCUCUUUGCAAGCUGCGUGCUGCCGCUGCUGCAGCAGCAGCAGCAGCGGGAGCAGCAAAAGGCUGAGGCCCUCCUACGCCUUGCAGACGCCAGGAAGCAGCAGCAGCAGCAACGUAUCCAGCUGCAGCUUGCUGCUUCGGCCUUCCCUUCAAACCGCUACAGCAGCAGCAACAGCAGCAUCAGCAGCAGCAGCACAAAGCUGAGAGCUAAUGCUGCUGCUGCUGCUGAUAUGGCAGAGGCUGCUGCUGCUGCCUGCAUGCGUGCAGAAAUUGCAGCGCAGCAGCAGCAGCAACAGCAGCAGCAGCAGGCUGGCGGCUGUCAGGAAGCUUCAGCCGAUGGCGCGGGCAGCAGCAGCAACAGCAGCGACAGCAGCAGCAGCAGCAAGGAGGUGGAGAUGAGUGCUGAUGUAGUUAGUUUGCUGCAGCUGCUGCGGGUUCGCUGCAUCGUUCAUCCGCAGCUGCAGACCGAUGAUGCUUUUGAAUUUAAUUCUGCAGUGUCUGAGCUGCGGCUGCUGCUGCAGCAGCUGCAGGAGCAGCAGCAGCAGCAAGACGAAGAAGGAGAAGAAGAAGGCUUCAGCUGGAGCAGCGAAGAAGAGACCGCUGAAGACAACGAAGACAAUCACAAACACAAACAACCCAGGCUGGAGCAGCAGCAGCAAGAGCAGCAGCAGCAGCAAGAGCAGCAGCAGCAGCAAGAGCAGCAGCAGCAGCAGCAGGAGCAGCAGCAGAACGGGUUGCACACGCAACAGCAGCAGCCACACCCGACAGACGCCCCCUGCAGUGACUCCAGCAGCAGCAGCAGCAGCAGCAGCAGCAGCAGUGUAGACAGCAGCAGCAGCAGCAGCAGCAACGGCCGCAGCAGCACGUGGCGUGUUAAAACCGAAGAACCGGAUGCAGCAGCAACGCCUGCUGACUCAGCAGCAGCAGCAGCAGCAGCCGUUCCUGCAGCGGCAGCUGACGCAGGUAGUGGUAAAGGAGCAGCAGCAGCAACAGAUUCUCCUACAGAGACAGAGGGUGGAGCAGCAGCAGCAGCAGCAACAGCAGCAGCGGAAGCUGCUGAGGCAGCAGCAGCAGGAACAGCAACAGCGGCAUCUGAGGAGGCAGCAGCAGAAGCAGCAGCAGCUGCUGAUGCUGCAGCAGCAGAAGACGCAGCAGAAGAGGAGUGGCCGCUGCCUCUGGGGAAGGCGGCGCUGCUGGGGCUGAGCAAAUGCUUCUUCUUGGAUGCUCUUUCAACUGUAUUCACCUUCCGAACGCGCAAAGGGCGUGAGGCGCAGGGAUUGGUGUUUAGAGCUACGGGCCUCUUUAGUGAAAGCGAGGCGCAGCAAAUCGCCAUCUGGCAGGCAGAAAUCAAAGCAAGCUCAGCACCAACUGCUGUUGCUGCUGCUGCAUUUGGGAUUGGAGAGGCGACAGUGCCAGUCAAAGACGCUCGAGAAGAAAAAAUAUUCACCGAACACGGAUCUGUUACGUGGUCUCGCGCCAGCAACAGCAGCAACACCAGCAGUAACAGCAGCAGCAACAGCAGCAGCAGCAGAAAGAGCACGAUGCAGCAGCAGCAGCAGCGAGAUCAGCAGCAACAGCAGCAGCUGUCUUUCUCGAGACACCUGAGCACCAGCUGCUUCGAGCUUGGCCUUAAUCGCCUCCGCCUCAGCAGCAGGGACGCCUGCAGCAGCAGCAGCAGAAGCAGCAAAGGAGACGGUGCGCAACAGCAACAGCAACAGCAGCAGCAAAGAGACAGGAGACCGCAGGAGCACCAACAGCACCAAAGAGACAGCAGCUGCUGCACCAACAGCAGCAAAGUAACAGCAACAACAGCAGCAGCAACAACAGCCGCAGCAACAACUGCAGCAGCAGCAGCAGCAACAACAGCAUCAGCACAGCAAAAACAACAACAGCACAGCAAACCCAGCAGCAAAAACAGCAGCACCAGCAACAGCAGGAACAACAACAACAACAACAACAGCAACAGCAGCAGCAGCAGCAGCAGCAGCGGCAGGCGAGGCUUUACCUUUUUUGACGACUUUAGGGCUUUGCUCUACGAUGUCUUUGGCUUCUUUUAG